Colletotrichum phormii is the source of this 2142-nucleotide messenger RNA. RefSeq names its product DASH family cryptochrome. Bases 1 to 2142 code for a protein of 713 amino acids. Gene Ontology annotation, biological process: photoreactive repair. Gene Ontology annotation, molecular function: FAD binding; deoxyribodipyrimidine photo-lyase activity; damaged DNA binding. Lineage: Eukaryota; Fungi; Ascomycota; Sordariomycetes; Glomerellales; Glomerellaceae. The transcript is spliced from 2 exons. The record is from RefSeq and is a predicted model, not a curated record.
AUGGCGGCAUCCAAUAUCCUCAUCUACCUGCUCCGGCAUGAUCUUCGCAUUGCGGACAAUCCUAUCCUCCACCAUCUCACAACCGCGUCUGAUCACGGCUUCACACACGUCCUCCCUGUCUACGUAUUCCCGGCACAUCAGAUCGAAAUUUCCGGCCUCUUGCGCGAAGGGGGCAAGUCUCCCUACCCAGAAGCUCGCAGCGAGAUUGGCAAGUUCUGGCGGUGUGGACCUCAUCGAACAAAGUUCAUUGCCCAAUCUGUAUGGAACGUCAAAGAUUCUCUGGAAGGCGUGGGAAGUGGCAUGGCUCUACGUGCAGGCAGGUUUGGUGACGUCGUUGGCGACCUUCUCCAAGGAUUUGCGGACAAGCGCCUAAAGGUUGGCGCAGUCUGGAUGGUCGAGGAGGAAGCCAUUGAAGAGAAGAAGGACGAGAAGGCAGUGGCCAAAGCCUGCGAAAAGCACGGGGUCCAGUUCAAGACUUGGCUGGACGAGAAGUACUUCAUCGACGAUCGCGACCUGGGCUUUAAAGCUCCCAGCGAUCUUGCAGACGUCUUCACAGCCUUCAGAAAAACCCAGGAGCCGCUCCGCGAGAAACCAAGGCCUGCACUGUCACGCCCUGCGAAGGGUUCCCUCCCACCCUAUCCUGAGCAGUCCGUCAUUCCUCCCCAGCAAGCACCAUUCGAGAUUCCAUCCACCUACGAUGCUCUAGAGGCAGGUCUUCUCAAGCCAUUGAAGUGUCCGUUCGAGCAAGAGCCCAAAUUCCCUGAGAAAGCCACCUCUGUUCAUCCUUUCAGUGGUGGCGAGGAUGUUGGCAUCGAGCGUCUUGACCAUCUCGUCAAGACUGGAUCCAUGUCUAGCUACAAGGAUACUCGCAAUGGUCUCCUCGGAGUUGACUUUAGCACCAAGCUGUCAGCCUAUCUUUCACUUGGAUGCUUGACGUCUCGCCAAAUCCAUGAGGCCAUGGUUAAGUUUGAGGAUGGACAAGACGCAAAAUACAACGAUACGCCCGGGUACGGCAAGGGAGAAAACGACGGAACCAAGGCUGUGCGGUUCGAACUCCUCUGGCGCGACUACAUGCGACUUUGCACAAAGAAGUUUAGAGGACAGCUCUUCCACGUCACUGGCUUCAAGGCCGACAAGACACCCAAGUGGAAGUCAGCAGAUCCUGAGCAUGUGGUUUCUGACGAUAACCUCGGUGCAUCGCCCGACGAUAUCCAAAAGACACUGAACAGGUUCCUCGAGGGAACUACUGGCAUGGGUCUGAUCGACGCUUCGCAACGCGAACUUUACCACACUGGUUACACUUCUAACAGAGCUCGCCAGAACGUGGCUUCGUUCUUAAGUAAGCAUCUUGGUAUCGACUGGCGGUACGGAGCCGAAUGGUACGAGUACCUUCUCGUCGACUACGACGUGAGCUCAAAUUGGUCCAACUGGCAGUACGUCGCUGGUGUCGGCAAUGACCCUCGUGGCGACAACAGAAUCUUCAACCCUGUCAAACAAGCCUUUGACUACGACAAGGACGGAGAAUAUGUCAAAGCUUGGGUAGUUGAAACUCGUAAAGUUGAAAAGUUGGAGAAUGUGUUCCAACUAUGCACCACACCCGCGGAUGAGUUGGAACGUCUUGGUCUGAACAACAACAUUAUGGUCACAGAUCCUAUCAAGAAGAUCGACUUCUCGGUAGAAGGGAAACCCAAAACUGGCAGACGGCAGUAUAACAACCGCCGACGAGGCCGAGGCAAUUCUCACCAGAGCAAUGGGUCUAACGGUGGACCGGCCAGGGGACCUCCACCGGGAUCGGGUAGCUCCAACGGUGGUUAUGGCCACUCCAACGGUGCUGCUUCAGACCAAGGUUCGACAGGUCACUCUUCAUCUAGAUCUCCACCCAACGGCCCUCAGGGAUACCGUACCAACGGAGGAAACGGAGGGUACCGUGGCGACUUCCGUGGUGGCUAUCGUGGCGGACGCGGUGGUCGAGGUGGAGGCGGUGGGAGCGGGGGCGGGAGUGGAGGUGGCUACCGUGGCGGUCGAGGAAUAUUCAGUGGUGGCAGGGGAGGGGGCUUCAACACAUACUACAUGCCGAGCUCUCAUCCCAACAAUCAGCCUCGUCCGCAAUGGACAACUGCAACCUCUGGUCCUCAGACGUAG